CCUACCACCAUUUUGAUCAGUGUCCCGAGAAUGAUCGAGUAAUCUGUGGAAACUUCUGUCAUCUAACUUGAUUUCUAAGCUAUUCCAAGAGCUAUUUCUGCAUAAAGCAACAGAUUGUCAAAAUGGACAAGUCAAGCAGUGGGUCUCAUGUUGAAGAACUUCUCCCCGAAUAUCCUGAGAAUGAGUCAGAAACUACAGAGCAGCAGACAACAGACACAGAAAGACAGCAGGGAAAGGAAAAAUGUGGUGACUACGUAUGUGAGCAUUGUGGGUACUGGACAAAGAGAAGGACUGAUCUCACUAGACAUUUGAAAACUGGAAGCCAACCUUUUAAGUGUGAUCAGUGUGACUUCUCCACACCCUACAAAUGCAAGGAAAAGUUACACUUACUUGAACACACUGGUGAGAAACCAUUUGUAUGUGAGGAGUGUGGCUACAGAACAACUACUUGGUGGCACUUUGGUCAACAUGUACAUGUAUCAAAAAAACACAGAACUCAGACGACAGACAUGGAAACACAACAGGAGAGGGAGACAGAAACUUCAUGCAGUCUUGAUUCUGAUCAAUCUGACAAGGAAAAACCUGGUGAUUUUGUGUGUGAGCAUUGCGGGUACUGGACAAAGAAGAGGUCCAACCUCACUAGACACUUGGAAACUGAGAAGAAACUUUUUGAGUGUGAUCAGUGUGACUUUUCCACACCAUAUCGAUGCAAGAGAAACCUACAUGUGCUCCAACACACUGGUGACAAAGCAUUUGUAUGUGAGGACUGCGGCUACAGAGCAUCUACCUGGUGGCACUUUGAUCAACAUUUGACAAUAAAACACACACAUACAACUCAGGAAAAGGAGAAAAAAACUGCAUGCAGUUUCAACUCUGACCAAUCUGACAAGCAAAAAGAUGGAGAUUUUGUGUGCAAGCAUUGCGGGUACUGGACACAGGAGAAGCGCCAUCUAACUAAACAUUUGAAAACUGGUACCAAACCUUUUAAGUGUGACGAGUGUGACUUCUCCACACCAUAUAGAUGCAAGAGAAACCUACACAUACUUGAACACACUGGUGAGAAACCGUUUGUAUGUGAUAAAUGUGGCUACAGAACAGCUAGUGAGUAUCAGUUCAAUCGACAUGUAUCAAAAAAAUACACAAUCCGGACAUCAGACACAGAAACACAGCAGGAAGAUGUAGGAGAAACUUCCAGUGUCAACUUUGACCAUUCUGACAUGGAAAAACAGGCAAAUGUAGACAAAACUUCAGUCAAUGUCAACUCAGACCAAUCUGAUGUGGAAAAAGAGCAGGAAAAGGAAGAGGAAACUGCAUACAUUGUCAACUCAGGCCAUUCUGACAUGGAAAAACAGGAAGAAAAUGAAGAAGAAACUUCAUUCAGUGCCAACUCAGACCACCCUGACAUGGAAAAACAGGAAAAUGAAGAAGAAAAUUCAUUCAGUGUCAACUCAGACCACCCUGACAUGGAAAAACAGGAAAAUGAAGAAGAAAAUUCAUUCAGUGCCAACUCAGACCAAAUUGACAUGGAAAAACAGGAAAAUGGAGAAGAAACUUCAUUCAGUGUCAACUCAGACCAGGUUGACAUGGAAAAACAGGAAAAUGAAGAAACUUUAUUCAGUGUCAAUUUUGACCACUCUGAGUCCGACAAGGAAAAACAGUACGAAAAUCCAGAAGAAACUUCAUUCAGUGUCAACUUUGACCAGUUUGACAAGGAAAAAGAGCAGGACAAGGAAGAAGAAACUGCAUACAGUGUCAACUUUGACCACCCUGACAUGGAAAAACAGGAAAAUGAAGAAGAAACUUCAUUCAGUGCCAACUUUGACCACCCUGACAUAGAAAAAGAGCAGGAAAAUGAAGAGCAGGAAAAUGAAGAAGAAACUUCAUUCUGUGACAACCCUGACAACAGUGUCUCACCAAACAAACAUGUACAGACAUCUACAGAACAGAUGCCUAAUGUUGAAGAACCACCUCCAGAAUAUCCUGAGAAUGAAUCAGAACUAGAAACUACAGAGCAGCAGACAACCAACACAGAAAGACAGCAGGACAAGGACGAACCUGUUCAUUUUGUGUGUGAACAUUGUGGGUACUGGACAGAGAAGAAGGACCAUCUCACUAGACAUUUAAAAACUGGUAUCCAACUUUUUAAGUGUGAUCAGUGUGACUUCUCCACACCCUAUAAAUGCAAGAGAAACCUACACAUACUUGAACACACUGGUAUGAAGGCAUAUGUGUGUGAGGAGUGUGGCUACAGAACAACUAGUGGGUCUCACUUCCAUAAACAUCUAUCAACAAAACACACAAUCCAGACAACAAACAUGGAAAAACAACAAGAAAAGGAAGGAGAAACUUCAUUCAUUGUCAACUCUGACAAGGAAAAACAUGUUGAUUAUGUUUGUAAACAUUGUGGGUACUGGACAAAGAUGAGGUCCAAUCUCACUCAACAUUUGAAAACUGACAUCAAACCUUUUAAGUGUGAUCAGUGUGACUUCUCCACACCAUAUAGAUGCAAGAGAAACCUACACAUACUUGAACACACUGGUGAGAAACCGCUUGUGUGUGAGGAGUGUGGCUACAGAACAACUAAUAGAUCUCACUUCACUAAACAUCUAUCAACAAAACACACAAUCCAGACAACAAACAUGGAAAAACAACAGGAAAAGGAAGAAGAAACAUUCAUUGUCCACUCUGACAUUGAAAAAGACCAGGAAUCACUGAUCACUUCAUUCAGUGUCAAUUCUGGCCAGAUUGACAAGGAAAAACAUCAGGAAAACGAAGAGGAAACUUCAUUCUGUUCCAACUCAGACCACUCUGACACGGAAAUGCAGGAAAAUGAAGAAGAAACUUCAUCCUCUGUUAAUUUUGACCAAUCAGACGCGGACAAAUAUCAGGAAAACGAAGAAGAAACUUCAUUCUGUUCCAACUCAGACCAUUCUGACAUGGAAAAUGAGGAAAAUACUUCAUUCUCUGUCAAUUUGGACCAAUCUGACAUGGAAAAACACCAGGAAAAUGAAGAAGAAACUGCAUUCAGUGACAACUCUGACGACACUGCCUCACCACACAUACAUGUACAGACAUCUGCAGAACAGCUGCCUAAUGUUGAAGAACCACCUCCAGAAUGUCCUGAGAAUGAGUCAGAACUAGAAACUACAGAGCAGCAGACAACCGACACAGAAAGACAGCAGGACAAGAAAAAACAUGGUGACUACGUGUGUGAGCAUUGCGGGUAUUGGACAAGGAAGAGGUCCCAUCUCACUACACAUUUGAAAACUCAUGAGAUUCUCUUUGAGUGUGAGGAGUGUGGCUACGCAACAACUAGAGAUCUGAUGAUACAACAUUUAAAGGAACAUUCAGAGCAGACGGGUGGUAAGUUUAGAGAACUUACUUACGUACCUACUUUCACAGAACACACUGAUGUGGAAAAACCUUUCAGCUGUGAUCGGUGUGACUUCUCCUGCACAAGGAAAUGCAACUUAGUUCAUCACAUGCACAAACACGCUGGUGAGAUGUCCUACAUGUGUGAGGAGUGUGAGUACACAACCGCUGACAGCUCUGACCUCUCAAAACAUGUGAGGGGACACGAGAACGCAGCCUUCAGGUGUGAUGAGUGUGACUUUUCCACCGGGUGGAAAGACCAUUUAGACCAACACAUGUUCAAGCACACUGGUGUGGCACCCUACAAGUGUGCAGAGUGUGGGUUUGAGACUGCUUCUAGAUCUGACUUCUCACGACAUAGGAAGACACACGCAAGUGAACAACCUUCCCAUUCUGAGGAUUCUGCAGCACAGCAAGAGGAUUUAGACCAACACAUGCCUAAACACACUGCUAAGAAACGUGUUGCUAGCCAAGAACUUUCACCACCUGAAAGGAAACGGGACAAAAGAACCCUCAGUUGCGAUGAGUGUGACUACUCUACAUCUAACACUCACUUGUUCAAGCAGCACACAUCCCGGCAUGGUAAGAAAAGUUACAUGUGUGAUGCAUGCGGGUACGGGACAACUUCAAAGGACUCCUUCUCGCAACAUCUCAUGAAACAUAUGGGGGUGAAAAUUUACUGGUGUGACCAGUGUGGGUUCUCUACAGUACAGAAAGGUGACUUGGGCCAGCACAUGCUAAACCACAAGUCCCACAGUACUGAGGAAACCUACAUGUGUGACAGUACUGAGGAAACCUACAUGUGUGACAGUAGUGAAGAAACCUACAAGUGUGAGCAGUGUGACUAUGAGACUGAUGUUCAGGAUUGGUUGAAAGAACAUAUGAAGACACAUGCAAGCGGGAAACCUUUCAAGUGUGAUCUCUGUGACUUUUCUACCAAACAGAAAUGUAAUUUGGACAAACAUGUACUCAGACACGUAGGUGUCAAGGCACGCUACAAGUGUGACCAGUGUAACUUUUCCACUGUAGAUAAAAGUGAGUUGGACAACCACAUGCCCAAGCACAAACUUGAGGCAGCAUACAAGUGUGACCUGUGCGGGUAUGGCACGAAUACUAGGCAUGUGUUAGUAGAACAUUUGAGGGGACAUUAUAAUGACACAGAGAAACGUUUUAAGUGUCAUAAGUGUACCUUUUCUACCACACAGAAGGCCAUUUUUGAGAAACACAAGCUCAGACACGGAGCUGAGGCACCUUACAAGUGUGAGCAGUGUGGUUAUGGCACCACUUCUCCCUUCUUGUUAUCUCUUCAUAUGACAAGACAACAUGACCCAGAGGAGAAACGCUUCACCUGUGAUCAGUGUGACUUUUCCUCGGCUUACAAGCGCUGCUUAGACCGGCAUAACAAACGCAAGCACAAGGCUGUGAAACAUUUGAGGGGACAUUAUAAUGACACAGAGAAAUGUUUUAAGUGUCAUAAGUGUACCUUUUCUACCACACAGAAAGCCAUUUUUGACCAACACAAGCUCAGACACGGAGCUGAGGCACCUUACAAGUGUGAGCAGUGUGGGUAUGGCACCACUUCUCCGUUCCUGUUAUCCCUGCACAUGACAAGACAACAUGACCCAGAGGAAAAGCGUUUCACCUGUGAUCAGUGUGACUUCUCCUCAGCUUACAAGCGCUGCUUAGACCGGCACAACCAGCGCAAGCACGACCAUGGGGAACUCUAUAAGCAGAACAGCAAGAAAAGAAAAGCCAAACGUUCUAAAUCUACUGCAAGUACAUCCAAAUCAAGUAUAGACAGACACUCGUUGACUUUUGAUUUGGAUGACCCCCUGAAUAUUUAGAAUCAUGGAGCUUAUAGAAUCAUUGCUAUGGACAUGAAUAUGGUAAUGUCUAAACUAAUCUUUGACUUGUACAAAAUUGACAAGUCUAGUUUAGGAAAUUGUUGUUGGAAGUCAUAAGAGGUUGUACAUAAGUUUCUUUGGUCUCUUUUACUCAGGGAGAACCACAUUGAUUUUACUCGAGUCUUUGAUUUUGUUUCCCAAUUAGUUGCCUUUCGAGUAUAUUUAGUUAUUUUUUACUGUUCUAAUUAAGAGAAAGCAUAGAAGCAGAUAACGAACUUAAUGGUAAUGACCUUUUGAGAAACCAAUCUGGUUGAACGUAAUCCAGUCUCCAAUAGGAUUUCAUUGACCGGUAGUAGUUCUGGCUUUUAUUAAUUGGUUUAGAGUUGGAAAUUAUAUAAAUCUGUACAUAUAUCAAUAUACAAAGUCACUGACUAAAAUGAUUGUUUAUUGAUCAGUAUUAUACCUGUAAAGUUAGACAUAUUUAACCACAAGAUAGGUUUUACUGUUGACAGUGAUUAUUAUUGAGACAAGAAUUAGAAUUUUGUUCAGUUUA
Branchiostoma belcheri (Belcher's lancelet) is the source of this 5769-nucleotide messenger RNA. Its product is annotated as zinc finger protein 91-like. Gene Ontology annotation, biological process: regulation of transcription by RNA polymerase II. Gene Ontology annotation, cellular component: nucleus. The transcript has 2 exons. Lineage: Eukaryota; Metazoa; Chordata; Leptocardii; Amphioxiformes; Branchiostomatidae. The record is from RefSeq and is a predicted model, not a curated record. Gene Ontology annotation, molecular function: DNA-binding transcription factor activity, RNA polymerase II-specific; RNA polymerase II transcription regulatory region sequence-specific DNA binding. The coding region runs from base 123 to 5216 and encodes 1697 amino acids.